This is a messenger RNA of Pochonia chlamydosporia 170, 2910 nucleotides long. Its product is annotated as kinesin family protein. NCBI's taxonomy places the organism in Eukaryota, Fungi, Ascomycota, Sordariomycetes, Hypocreales, Clavicipitaceae. Gene Ontology annotation, molecular function: microtubule binding; microtubule motor activity; ATP binding. Gene Ontology annotation, biological process: microtubule-based movement. The record is from RefSeq and is a predicted model, not a curated record. The transcript has 2 exons. Bases 1 to 2910 code for a protein of 969 amino acids.
AUGGCGACGGCCUUGCCCAGGCCAUCACGGCCCUCAAAUGGCCCGCCAAAUAUGGCAUUGCCUGCUUUGCCAGUAACCAAAACUCGGAAGAGCACAGGAAAUAUCUCAUCACCAGCUCCAGCGAAAUCGGCGCCGUCCACACCCAGAAGUGGUCUCAGAGCACCAUCAAGUGUUCUGGCUCCUCCAACUCCGGCACCAAUCACCACAUUGCCUCAACUGAAAGGGCUCUCCGGUGCGAGUGCGGUAAAUGCAGCGGGAAAGACGCUUAGGAAAACCGUCAGCAUCAGUUCAUUUCCACAUCCUCCGAGAGGCGAUAGCAGGUCGAGCAGUUUGCCACCUAGUCCGUUGGCGAACGAAAAAUCGCGAUCCAGAAAAUCGAAAACGCCCAAAGAACUUUCCCAUCUUACGUACUCUCCGUCUACACCAAGCUUGUUGAAUGGAAGCGGCGAGGGUAAAUCUAUUAGCAAUGCUCGCAUGUCAGAUGGUUUGAUGAGCAUUUCCUCACCGCCGCAAAGUCGAAGCUCUUCCGCACAAGAUUCCUACUCAACGUCUGCGACAACUUAUGAUGAGCCUGGAGAAGGGUCAGCGUCGAAACUUGAUGGGGCAGGCGCAGUUUCCGGUUCAGCCUCAGAUAAACGAUCGUCCAAAUCUGACGGCAAAGGCAACGUGGUUGUUAGCGUGCGAGUUCGCCCAGACAAUAAUGCUGGUGGCCAGUCGAAUCCUGAAGGAGAAUGGAUGGUAGAUGGCCGCAAGUCUCUCAUUGCCUACAAAGGAAAGGAAGGGGGCGAUUAUAUUUAUGACAAUGUCUUUACAACGCACGACAACAAUGCGCGCGUGUAUGACCAUAUCGCAAAGCGACUCGUCCGGAGAGUAAUGGAAGGCUACCACGGAACUGUCUUUGCUUACGGUAUGACCGGUACGGGUAAGACGUUUUCCAUGCAAGGAACAGCCUCAUCACCGGGUGUGAUCCCCUUGGCAAUUACCGACAUCUUUUCCUAUAUUCGUGAAACACCAUCUCGAGAGUUCUUGCUGCGCGUUAGCUACCUCGAAAUCUAUAACGAAAGAAUUCACGACUUGUUGAGUAUGCCUACAGGGAGUGGUGUCGGUGGUGCUCCACAGCAGGAUGAGAUUAAGCUUCGCGAAGACAGCAAGAGAGGCGUCUAUGCCACGCCUUUGAAGGAAGAAAUCGUUCAGAGCCCUACGCAAUUGUUGCGAGUCAUUGCACGAGGUGAUCAGGCGAGACGUACUGCUAGCACGCAGUUUAAUGCGCGCAGUUCACGAAGUCAUGCCGUUGUUCAGAUUGUUGUCGAAAGCCGCGAACGGAUGCCAGGCGGCGCUGCCGGUGGAGCGGAAGGCAAACGUUCAGGUAUCCUCCCCGGCGGCGUACGUGUUUCUACCCUGAGUUUGAUUGAUUUGGCUGGCUCCGAAAAGGCGGCCGAAUCUAAGGAGCGAAGGCAAGAGGGUGCCCAUAUCAACAAGAGUCUCCUCACAUUGGGAACCGUCAUAUCAAAAUUAUCUGAGUGGAAAGACAAAGAGGGCGGGAAAGGAAACGAAAAAGAAGGAAAGCAUCUGCCUUAUCGCGAUAGCAAACUCACACGCCUUCUUCAAGGAGCCUUAUCUGGAAAUUCACUUGUAAGCAUUCUGUGCACAAUUCAGAUAGGUGCCGCUGGAAGCGCAGCAGCCGCAAAUACCCACACUACCGAAACCAUCAAUACCCUCAAGUUUGCGUCCCGAGCCAAGAACAGCAUUGUGAGCCACGCCAAGAGGGCUGAAGAAGCGCUUGGUGCUGGAGGGGACGGCGGCGCAAGAGUGCUGUUAGAGCGGUACCGCAUGGAGAUAGUCGAGUUGCGGAAGCAGCUCGAUUCGCAGAAGGGGAAGAGGGGCAGCAAGAGUAGUGAUACAGAGAAAGAGAGGGAUGAGGAAGCCGAGAAGGCCAGGGAAAUGGAAGCUGUCGAGAGACAUGAGGAACAGAUGUUGGAGAUGCAACUUGCUAGGACGGCGCUCAAGGAACGAAUCGACCAUCUCAACCGACUGAUCCUCAGCUCCAAGUCUAUUGGUGUCAAUUCCAAUGGCUCAUUGAGUUCGCUCGGCCAAUAUGCACGGUAUUCACAGCUGUCUCUCUCUGGGUCUAUCCGAUCCUCUGUGGCCACUUCGAUUGGAUCAAAGCCUCUGCUAGAGCGCACUGCUUCCAUGACGUCUGCAUCGUCGACCAUCGGUCGUCGGUCUAGCGGUGGACAAAGAUUGUCCGGUGAGCCCGAAGGAGAACCUAUCGAAGCCGACGAAGACAGCAUUGGCGAGUUUGGAGAUGGUACGGCCUCCCUCACGGCUCAGAACAGGGCGCUCCAGGCAGACUUAGCCGAUAAGAACCGGUACAUUGCUACGCUUGAGAAGAGACUUCUCCAAGCGAGGCGGGCCAGCUCGUCACGCACGUCUGUUGGAUUCUCAGCGCCUAGUAAGAGUAUUAUGGUGGGCGAAGACCACAGUGUCGCCGCUGCUUUGAAGGAGAAGGAUGCCGAGAUUGCUGAUCUCCGUGCUCGGCUCGACGACAAGGAUCGCAUGCUCGCUGCUCUGAGAAGUGCAGCGCGCUCUCGGGAUACGGCUGACGCUUCUGCUGAGUCACGGUCACCGCCGGCUCCUGAUCAAACAAAGACGACGCCGACUAGCCCUACGCUAAACCAGGCACCAAGGCGGCGGACCAAGAGCGUCGAUGAGAUGAAUAGAAUGCUCGAAGAGAUGAUCCAGGACCGCGUGGAGACGGGGCAAAUCAUUCGUGGAUCGCGUGGCAGCGUGCGGUUAGCAAAUGGUCAGAAGCUGGACUCACUUGCAGAGCCGCCGCACACUUUGGAACCGUUGCGACAGAGCCCGAUUCCCUUGGUCUCAUCAGAGAUGACCGCCGUCGAGUCUGCGUAA